Messenger RNA from Cherax quadricarinatus, 3603 nucleotides. NCBI's taxonomy places the organism in Eukaryota, Metazoa, Arthropoda, Malacostraca, Decapoda, Parastacidae. The record is from RefSeq and is a predicted model, not a curated record.
GAGGAUCGUGACAAGAAGCGCCAGGCAGAAUUACAAAGAAAAGCAGAGAAUCGAGCUUUGGCAGAGGUUGAAGUGGCAGAAAUCACGCCUAAGUCUGCAGUACCACAGAAGGUGACAGCCUACCAGUUGCAGAAAAUUAAAGAAAAACAGGCAGAAACAGAGAAGGAAAUAAUCCAAACCCACUUAGAUGUACCCCUGGUUGAAAACCUCAAUAGAACAAUCGAUGAAGUUGUGUCUGCAAGUGGUGUUGACGCUGCAUUGUCUGCAUUGAGUGUCCAAGAUGACUCAACUGAUCGACACCCAGAGAGGAGAAUGGCUGCUGCAUUCAAAGCUUUUGAAACACAAAGACUUCCACAAAUUAAAAAAGAGAAUCCUAACUUGCGACUGUCUCAGCUGAAACAACUGUUACGAAAGGAAUGGCAGAAGAGUCCGGAGAAUCCUUUAAAUAAAAUACAACAUGAGGAUUAAUUUAUUAAUACAGUAUGUUACUGCUGAUAAUAGACUACCUGAUAACUACUUGCUUUUAAUGCAAGUGAGAGGAAGAAUAUUAUGUAGACAUAUUAAAACUUAAAUAAAAGAUAUUGUGCAGCUGUUUGAACUGUUUAUCCAUAGAAAGUACUUUCCCUUUUUAAAGCCUAUGGCAUUAAUACAAAAUCUUCCUAAAUUGUGCUAGGCUAAAGUUACAUACAUGUAUCUGAUAGUGUUAUAAUUCAAGUGGUGAUAUGCAAAUAUAUGACUUGGUUAACAUUUGAUGCCUAGAUGUCUUCUUAGAUGGAAUUUUCUGUUCAAGCAAGUUUAGCAUACAUUUCCUAACCUCAAUAAAUACAAUAAGUGACCAGAUCUGUGUGUGUCAGAUUUAGCUCAUUAUGAAAAAGCUUUUUAAGAGAGGGUACCUUGUUACCAAACACAAGACUGAACAAUUUUAUGAGUUUUAUUGUGUAAGAUAUGUGCAUCACCUGGUUAUCUCUUAUGAUGACAUGUUGCCAACCAGUGCUGUUUUCAAUUUAAUGUAGAGAUUGUAUAUUAGAGACAGUGGAAGAUGAGGUGAUCAGUCCCUUACUUUUGAUAGAAAAUAUUCAGUCCUUUAGCCAUAAUCGUCUUCAUAAUGAAAGAUACCCAGUGGUUGUGCAUGUCUUAUUCAUCAACUUGUAGUUAUUGUAUACCAUUAAUGUACAGUGGAACCCCGGGUUUUUUCUUUAAUGUGUUCCAGAAGGUCGUCCGAAAACUGAUUUGUACAAAAACUGAAGUAAUAUUUCCCAUAAGAAAUUAUGUAAGUCCAACAAAUCCAUUCCAAACACCCAAAAAUAUUAAAAAAAUUUUUUUUUAUAGAGAAUAACUAUAGUUUUACAUACAGAAAACAAUGAUAAAUAAAUAUAAAGCACUAAUGAAAUAGAUAAAUGAACAUUUAAAUCACUUUUAUUGAAGAGACUUGUUGGCGUAUGGAAGACGGCGAGGAAGGGAGAGGGAGAGGUUAUCUCUACCUCCAUCACUACCAACCUCUACCACAAUCACUUCCACUUUCUACCACCAUCACAACCACUGCCACCCUCUACCACCAUCACUACCACCUUCUACUAGUAACAAAGACAGACUGAGUCAUGAAUGUAUGCAUCCGCCUGUCCGCGGACAGGCGGAUGCAUCUGGUAUGGACGAUUUCCGAGCUGAUGUACGAAAACGGGGAAAAUUUUGCCGAAAAAAGUGGUUGAAAACUGCAUUGUACGAUAACCGGACCGGAAGAAAACCGGGGUUCCACUGUAAUGGGUAUUAUUUGAGUUAACUAUAGUAUAUCUUUAUUGGGGAGAGCUUUUUUUUUUAUGGUACAGUGUAUUUAAUCUGUUACAUCUUUGCAUUAUUUUUGUUAAAAUUUAUGGAAUCUUGCUACAGAUAUUUAUACUCUUGAAGGAUGAAGUUACUUGAUGAAGGUGAAAUACUCCUGAUCCAAGGAGCUGGAGAUACACACACCCUCUCUCCUCCCUGAAUCAAGCCUCAUUACCUCCAUUUCCCAGGCACUGUAUGACCCCUACUGGUUGAGUACCUCAUGAUAAUGAAAAAUUUAUUUGAAACUGAAAUUAGUACAGUACAUAGUCUGAAUUAAUAAGUUAAAUAUACUGCAACUGGUUAACCUGCAGCUGCAUUUAUUUGAAGGAUACAUAUGUAUCCCCCCUUAACCAAGCCUGAUAUAUAGGUGUAUAUAAACAUAUGAAAAUAAUUUGUGAACCAUAGCUUGUCAAAAGUCAUGUAGCCUUUUCCAUUUACGUAAAGAAUAAUUGAGGAUUUGCAGGUUUAGCACCUUAUUUGAUUAUAUUUUUUAUUCAUUUGGGCCAGUGACAUUUCAGUGUCGCUGGCUUGUUACUGUACGGGUCGCUCAUUGUUUAUCCCAGGGCCACCAACAGAAAGUUAAGUCUAAUCAUUGACAUAGGAUGGAUCAGCACUAACAUUUUGAAAGGUAAUGACAUUAAUUGAUGUUGAAAUUAAUUUCACAACUGUAAUUAGUAACUGGAUACAUAAAGCCAAGGUGUGAGGAUUAGAACAGGUGGUAUUUGGCAGUAUUGUAUGAGAAACCAAUAAACACGUCAAUUAGUACUAUUUCAUAUUAGGCAUUGAAUAUACAGAUAAAUUUGAAAAUUUUUUAGUUACAGUAUUUUCUAUUUACUGAAAUAAUUAUCCAAACUGAUUUGAAGAUCCGUGUUGAAGCACUUAAUUUUGAUAGUAACAGUUUUGCAGAAAAAAUAUUUAAGAUAUACAGCAGUAAUAUAAUGCAAAUAUUUCAAACCAUGUUUGUUAUUGUUUAAUUAUGGCAGCUCCAUCCAUGACAAAAAUGGCUCAAUGUAAAUGCCCUUCUAGCUUGUUCCAUGCACUUCUUUAUGGAUACUGGUUGCCUUCCCAGUACUGCAUUAGAUUCACCUCAUUUCUUCAUACAUGCUCUUCUGGAACAUUUAUUAUGUAGCUUCUCUGUAUCUCCACAGUUAAAGACUACAUGCUAUAUGCUCUUCAUUUUUUCAUCCCCCAGUUUCAUUACAUCACUAUUUCACAUAUGCAAUGUUUUUACUAUAUUUUUACAAAACUAUUGGUCUUGCAUAUCUUUGUUCAUUUCCUCCUAUCUGUAUGUUAAAAGUAAUCCUAAUUCUUUUACAUUUUCAUACAUUUCUACAAGUUUAUGGUGCCAGUUUGUUGCCAAAUCAUCAAUCCCAGUUCUUCAUUAUUAUUUUUUUGCUCAGUCUUAUAUGGUGAAAGUGUUGUGAUCUAAGCAGCUAAUAUUAUACCGAGGAAUUUAGCAUGAUCUAGACAUUUAUAGUGGAAAAGUUUCUUGACGGCUGAAGUGUUUUUAUUUUAUUUGUUAUAACGUGUGUGUGUGGUAUUUUUAUGAGAGUAAAAUAUUGAAGGUAUUGCAUACAAUUGUCAUUUUUUUAAUAUGCAGAAUGUUUUACUCUUCUUGUUUUGUUGUUGUUUUUAAAUUUUAAACCGUAUUAAAACUUGUAUUUGUACAUUAUUGCCCUCGUUAUGCUCUUUUUUUUUAUAAACUAGUAUGCAGCUUUUAAAGAUGAAGUUAAGGAUUCAGCUUUAAAAGUCCUUGUUAAUCUAUAAUAUACUGUCCUAUCAGAA